Molecule: messenger RNA, 4945 nt
Organism: Monomorium pharaonis (pharaoh ant)
Lineage: Eukaryota; Metazoa; Arthropoda; Insecta; Hymenoptera; Formicidae
Product: glucose dehydrogenase [FAD, quinone]
Exons: 3
Coding region: 2163-4028 (621 amino acids)
Molecular function (GO): flavin adenine dinucleotide binding; oxidoreductase activity, acting on CH-OH group of donors
Source: RefSeq, a predicted model, not a curated record
AUGACAUUCAACAAUUUGAACAAAAUAUGCUUUUCAUGCUUGUUUCUCAUCUUUUUUAUUGCCUUUUUUUAUGAAGAAAAUAUAAACAUUGUUUCUUUUUACACAAAAAGUGUAGCUAAAGACUUAUCGCAUUCAUUAUGUGAUGUAAAUUCUUGGAUUGUAAAAAUAUAUUCUUAAUAUUGAAAUCCUAUUGAUAAAAGUAGACGUAAACACUGCAGUUUAGAAAUACCGUCUACAUAAAACGUAAAACAAAUGUACAAAAAAAAUUUUUAGAAACAAAAUGCAAAAAUAAUCUAAACUGCCUGAGGAGAUUCGGAUGCGCAGCAGCCUCUAUGUUAUGGGAUCACGUUUUCGUGUACGAUGUUGGCAUUGAAAGGAUAUGCUAUGGACUCAACUGGUUUUCACUCCGAGCAUUCACCGGUGUACCGCAGUCUGGUUCUUACCGGCGCUAGUCUCAAUCCGCUUGCCAUUUUACCGGUUUAUCAUUGGACAUUCUUACGCUUCUGACAAAGUUAAACCUUAUCAGUCAGGUUAGUACCAAACUUUCAAUGGUGACUCUGCCCAUUGCGCGUUACAGAAACAAGUGAAAUGAAAUUUGACUCGAGUAUGAGCACAAAUAUCGAGAGGUCGCUAUCGAUGUUAUAAGAAAAUAUUAAGUAAAGAUAAAAAAAAGACAUUCACAAAUCGAGUAAAAGUCAACGAAACAACAUGUGAAAUAGCAACGUGGAAAUGUACACAAGUGACACAGCAACGAAUGCAACAUGAUAUAUGGCCGAUGUAAGCAUGAUUACUGUUGCGAUAUUUUUGUGACAUCCACACAACAUCCGCACUUGCAUGUGUACCAGUAAUGUCGACACGUCACACAAAACUUGUAACUUGAUUCUUGCUGAAUAAAACGACUAUUAAUGACUAUUAAUGACGUUACCAGAAAGAAAUAGAUAAAAAAAAUACAGUAUGAAACGUGCGUGGAAAUCAAAGACCUUGACACCAUUCUCAUAACAUUUUCACCUUCAAAGAAAAACUUGUGGAAUCUACGACAAAGUAUGUUUAUAUUAAAAAAUAUAUAUAUAAAUUAUAAAUAAUUAUCCAUAAAGUAUAAUGUCUAAAACAAGAAUCCGUUAUUUCCUUGUAUAAUCGUUCUACUGCUAUAUAAUAUGUCACACAAUAGCCUUAGUAAUUGUCCAUGCUGUUAAUUAUAGAUCGCAGUCAAUUAUUCAAGACCGACAUGCAGCAUAUGUAAAUUAAGUAUCAAAUAUUCUAGGGACGUGUUUCUAUUCUGGUCAAACAUUUAAAAUGUUUACAUAUUUAAAUAUGUGAUCUAGAAACUUAAGUUUUCGAGAUACGAAAUUUUAUUUUGAAACAAUGGAAUAUUUUGAAAAAGAAGUAACUAACAACAAAAAUGAUUUAAAGAAAACUUAUAUGAUCUAAAGGGUGAUAAAUAGCAAUAAAAUUAAUUUUUGAAAAAAAAAAUUGAUUUUUUAAGGUUACAUAGAAACUUCAUUUUAAAAAUAAAAUUACAUGAUUUUGUGCAUAAUACGAUUCGUUUAGUUAUUCUGCAUAAAAGUAUUUAAGCAGAGCUAUUAAAAAACUAAUAAAUUACAAGAUAUUUUAUAUUUUAACUAAACAUAUUUCGAUAUCAAGUUACUUUAUUUUCACAAUAUUUCACCGUUUCGCAAUAAUUAAGUAAAUAAUAAAAUUUUUUCUAUUUCAAAAGUUGAACAUUUCUAAGAUCAAUACAAAUUAUUCUUUUUAAUAUUUGAUCAAUAGAAAUACGUCUGCAGAAUUUAGAUUUAUCUAUUUAUAUUCUAUAUAUUUGGCGCGCAUGUUUACAAUCGUAUUUCUUGAUGUUAUAAAAUCAAACAAAUGUUACAUAAAAAGUUGUUAUAAGGAAGAUUAUUUGUAUAGAAUUCUUCGAAUUUUCUUAUUAUAUUCUAAAUCAUUUUUAUAUACAUUUUAGAUAGUCGUGUAUGAUGUUUACACACAUGUUUAUGUGUUUAUUUAUUGUGUGACGUUUAAAAAAUCAACAUAUAUUUUAUUUUUUAUUAGAAAAAUUAAUUAGCGAUUUAUUUCCAGAUAAUUCACAUUUUCCAUUGAUGUUUAAAAAAAUAUUUUUUUCGAAUGACAUGCAUUCGGAUAUUGAUGUUUGGCGGUGAAUAACGGAAAUGGCAGCAAUAUUAACAACCUUGAUUGGCACAACUUCCGUUCUUGGACUCAGUUUGAUUCCACUUUUAGCCAUCGGUCUCACUGUUUAUAGAUACAACAACCUUGAUCCAGAAUCACAUCCGCAAAAUGCACGCGAGCUAUUACGAAUGUACGACUUUAUAGUAGUCGGAGGUGGCAGUGCGGGUGCUGUGGUGGCCUCGAGAUUAUCAGAAGUAGCAAAUUGGACGGUGCUACUUUUAGAAGCUGGCGAUGAUGAAAACGAAAUUUCGGACGUUCCCCUGCUUGCCGGAUAUACUCAACUCACAGAAUUUGAUUGGAAGUAUCAAACCUCACCACCCAGUACGUCCGCCUAUUGUCUCGCCAUGAUAGGCGACAGAUGUAAUUGGCCUCGCGGUCGCGUUCUUGGAGGAAGCAGUGUUCUCAACGCAAUGAUUUAUGUUCGUGGUAACAGGCACGAUUACGAUAACUGGGCUCGAUCAGGUAACACGGGAUGGAGCUAUAAAGAAGUACUCCCUUAUUUUCUCAAGUCCGAAGACAAUCGUAAUCCAUAUUUAGCAAGAACACCUUAUCACAAGACAGGAGGUUACCUGACGGUGCAGGAACCAUCUUGGAAAACUCCUUUGGCAAUUGCUUUUUUGCAAGCUGGUCAAGAGAUGGGCUACGAAAAUCGCGACAUAAAUGGAUUCAAUCAAACCGGUUUUAUGUUAACACAAGCAACGAUUCGACGUGGCAGUCGAUGUUCGACAGCAAAAGCCUUUCUACGACCAGUGAAAAAUAGACCAAAUCUGCAUAUAGCAAUGAAUGCUCAGGUUUUAAAAGUGCUUUUCAAUACCAACAAAAGGGCAACGGGCGUAGAAUUUCUUCGUGACGGCAAACAGCAGAUUGUGAAGUGCAAAAGAGAAGUUAUCUUAUCCGCUGGCGCGAUUAAUUCGCCUCAGUUGCUUAUGUUAUCCGGAAUCGGACCUAGCGAACAUUUGAACGAGUUUGGUAUACCAGUGAUAUCCGAUCUACGAGUCGGGGAUAACCUUCAGGACCAUGUAGGUCUUGGUGGGUUGACAUUCCUGGUAAACGAACCAAUUACUCUAAUAAAAGAACGAUUUCAAACCGUUUCGGUGAUGUAUGAGUACAUCGUAAAAGAGCGAGGACCCCUGACUACUCCAGGAGUAGAGGCAUUAGCUUUUCUUAAUACCAAAUACGCUAAUAAAUUCGACUAUCCGGAUGUGCAAUUUCAUUUUGCGCCAAGUUCCAUCAACUCUGAUGGCGAACAAAUAAGAAAGAUUCUCGGUUUGAGAGAUCGUGUAUAUAACAUUAUGUACAAACCCUUACACAAUGUCGAGACGUGGUCAAUUCUUCCACUUUUGCUACGUCCUAAGAGCACAGGUUGGGUCAGAUUGAAAAGCAGAAACCCCUUGGUUCAACCGGAUAUCAAUCCAAACUACUUCACGCAUAAAGAAGAUAUGGACGUCCUUAUAGAAGGAAUCAGGUUAGCGAUGAGGGUAUCUAAUACAAGCGCAUUUCAACGUUUCGGCUCGAGACCUCACACAAUUCGUAUGCCAGGGUGUCAUAAAUAUCCGUUCGAUACGUAUGAAUAUUGGGAGUGCGCCAUACGACACUUCACCUUCACUAUUUAUCAUCCGACGAGCACUUGUAAAAUGGGACCGCGAAGUGAAUCCAAGGCUGUCGUGGAUCCGCGAUUAAGAGUUUACGGAGUGAAAGGACUCAGAGUUGUUGACGCUUCUAUAAUGCCAACCAUUGUUAGUGGCAAUCCGAACGCACCAACUAUCAUGAUCGGUGAAAAAGCUAGUGACAUUAUCAAGGAGGAUUGGCGAGUGAAAGGAAAACAAAGUGUCACAGGACGUAGAUGACAAACAAAAUCGAUAUUUUGGGAUUAUAUGUAUAUAUAAUAUAUCCCGUUACAUCUAUCCGGAUAUAUCCCAAAUUCCAAAUAUAUCAUAUAAGAAAUAAAACUAAACUUUCUUUUACUUUCUUUUUAUAAUAUAUUCUUAUAAUACCGGUUUUUUAUAGAUAUUUUAUUACCACUAAAUUGCAAGUAUGAUUCACACGCAAUUUUAUCUUCUUUAUGAGAACCUGACGAAAGAAUCUAUCAAGAUUCGUAUAAUAAUAUUCCAAAUAAGAGUGAUAAAAUAAAGAUACAUUUCUAAAACAAGUUAAUAUGCUAAAAUGUAAGAUUAAUAUUUAUAAAAUACCGAUUGUACGAUGUGAAAGGUUCUCUCAUUAGACAUUUAUAAAUAUUAAUAAACGAUUAACGGACAGAUUAAAAAAAGAAGAGAAGAAGAAAAAGAGAACGAAAGCAAGAAAAAUUAAUAUGUUGAAAAAAAUGUAUAUAUGUGUUAAUAUAAAAUAUCUUAUGUACAUAUAUUAAAAUGAAAUAUGCAGUGUUUCAGAAUCAACAAACAAAAAAUUUUAAUAACCAGCGAUUUAAUGGCAGUGCCAUUCUAUGUAAAAUAUGUAAAAAAUAUUAAUUUAUUACAUUAAAUGUCUGUCAACUAAUUAUACUAUUUAUUUUUAUAUAAUGUACUACUCCUCUUCUAAAUAUGGUAAUACGUAACUUGUUAAAAAUUUUAUGCAAAAUUGAUGAGAAGAAUGUGGAUAAACCAUUAAUCUUAUCGCUAAAUCAAUCAUCCGUGGUCACCAACGUCUCCUUAUGCUUAUACAAAUAGAUAAUUUGCUUUAAAAAUUACAGUCUAGAGAUAGCUUUUUUGAUUCGCAGGAUCAGUUUUUAAAUGUGACUUUUAAAAAAUUAAAUAGCUGCUACCAAAAA